AUGUCUACAUUGGCCAAUGUUAGGCAAUCGAUGGCUAACUCAACGCAAGGUAUCGGUGGGAUAGUCUCCGGGGUGUCUGCAACCAUAGUAGCAGCGACGGCUUCUGCUUCCGUAGUAGCCACAGAACCCAUGACGGAAAACCGGGCAGUACUGUUUGGUAAGGCAUUUAUCCUGGCCAUUGGUGAAACAGCACAGGAGUCAAUCUUGGACUGGGACCGGUUUGGUAUUUCCAUUACUUACUGUUGCAGUGUCUAUGGUGUCACAUGUUUAUUGAUGGCCUUGAUUUUGAAUAGAACCGUUGUAUUGGCCCUGACCAACACUACUAGGUUACAGCAAAUGCGUAUCCGUGAAGGAAUUCAAGGGAGAGGUGGGGUUAGAGGUGUUGCCUCGGGCACUACUCAGUGGCGCGUGCAUGUCACCAAAGCCAUCAAAUCAUCGACCAUGGUGACUCUUCGAAUUGCUGCCAUUUUGGCAUUAAUUUACAACAUAUGGAAUGUCUUGGUGGCAUUGGAUUUUGUCAAGAGAUUUACAACCAAGAAUAGAUCCGGUCUUUCCGACUACUUGAUAUAUAAUCCAGAUAAUUUCGUGGGUACCUAUAUGGCAACCCCUAGAGAUCAAGUUCAAAUCGGCCCCACUGCCGAUCUUUAUUGGCCCGUGUUCCUUUCCUUUUGUUUCUCACAAUUUGUAGAAACUUUUGUUUCUGUUGUCACGGGUCAGAAACCAUUCAAUGAAGCUGGAGUCACACUUUUUGAACAUUCGUUUGCAUUUCAUCUGGUUUCAUCCAAAAUUGGAGUCUUGUACCAUGGUCUGAGGAUCUAUUCAAGACCAACAGAACCAAUUUUGGUAUAUACUCUCUUCCUGUUGUUCAACCACUUGAAUAUCCAUAUCGGUGGGUUGAUGAACCGCAACAAGUACAGAUUAAUACCUCUGGCCCUUUUGGGUCUGACAUUCAUGGUGUAUGCAUAUAAAGUUGCAGCCAGGGAGUUUAAUCGUUGGGGUGGUGGCAUAUUGGGUGUAUAUCGUGCAUUGUCUCAGUUCCCAGCCAUUAUCGUCAUGGCGUAUAUCCCACAAUAUCUUAUCGCAUUGGUUAUUCUGGUUUGUCUUUUGAUUGGAUCUCUUGCCUUCCUUUCAAAUGGUCUUUCCCUUGAGAAUUUGAAUUAUGCAGGGUUUUUCCAAAUGGGUGGAGAUGAUGAUCCAGAAUUCAUUACUAGAAACUUCAAUGUUCAUUGGACUGAUGAUUUCUAUACUUUUGUACUCAAUUUGGGUACUCUGGCGAUUUCUAUGGCAGGGAAAUCAUGCUAUAUCAAAGAAUUGGGCAUCAUAGCUGUUUAUGAAAACACUUGGUUGGAAAAUAAGGCAAUUAUGUCUAAAGGUUAUGGUAAUAUGAUUGUAUCGCCAACCAUGAAAUUAAUUGAAGGAGAUGGGAUUCAAGAGUCUGGGGAUUUGUCAUUAAAUGAAAAAAGUAUUGCGAAAAUGAGAAUUAAUAUAUUGAUAAAAUCACUUCACGAUCUAUUUCAAUUGGGUACUUCAUUAUCUAUCAAUGCUAUAAAUAAAAUAUUGAGAAGAAGAGAUACAAUUAAAGUGAUUCCUACAUUUCUUAAUAAGUUUAUGGUACCUCCUGAUAGAACCUCGAAUCCUGAACAAGUUUAUAUCAAUGUGGAUGACAUUCUGGAUCCAGACACACUUUUACAAGUGGUUAUAAAUGGGAGACUUUCUGAUAUCGAUAAUUCAAACGAUUAUAUUCCUGAAGAUGAUUUGGAAGAAUGUGAAGAAUCUGACAUUGAAAAUGAACAAGAUGUCCCAUUUACCGAAUUGAUUUCUGCACUGGAUUUUGCAGAAGAUCUCCUUCAUUCCGGACAACAAUUGCGUUAUCAUAUGGAUUAUGAUUAUUCAGAGGCUGGGAUUUUAACGAGAUCACGUUACCAACGGCUUGCUAAUGAAAAUGAUACCAGUAGAGCUGUUUCAUCAAGAUCAAGUGAACCUGAACUUGAUGAUAGUGCAAAAUUAUUAGAAUUGCUUGUGGAGAAAAGAUCAAAUGAAGGAGCUAAAAAGUCUACAUCAGACGAUGAUUAUAUGGACACUCGUUUUGAUUGUGUGGUGUGUCAAGUUAAUACAAGAGAAAUCAUUACUUGGCCAUGCAAAUGUUUUGCAGUAUGUGAGCAAUGUCGUUUGAGUUUGGUAGCUAAGGGUAUGGAAGGAUGUGUCUGCUGUAGAAGGGAUGUCGAGGGAGUCUCGCGUAUAUAUGUUCCAUAA
Messenger RNA from [Candida] anglica, 2253 nucleotides. Lineage: Eukaryota; Fungi; Ascomycota; Pichiomycetes; Serinales; Debaryomycetaceae. The record is from the annotation of a GenBank genome assembly.